ACAAAGUUUCUCAAUGUCCAUACAACUACAAAUGAAAAUACUCUUUUUAUUUGGAAGAUUAUAGUCAAAGAACUAAUCAAGCCAAAAGAGUGUGUUUAUAAACUUUCUAGUAGUCGCCUAGAAAUAACCUUAAAAAAGAAAGUUGCAAAACGAUGGGGUAGUUUAGAAGCAUCUAUUGGUCAGUCAUCUACAGUUCCAAGUAAUAUUUGGGUUCCUGUGAGCAGGAGUUCAGUUGUUUCUCAUUCAGCAAGUUCUGAAAAUUCUAAUAAACAAUAUUCAAUGAAGAAAACUGAUGAAGUUGAAUCAAAACAAGGAUCACCCCAUCGUUCUCGUAGAUCCCCAUCUAGGGGAAGAGAAGAUGCAACAAAAACUUCAACUGUCCCAGUUACAAUAGGGGAUAGUAAAUUAUCUGAUUCUGUUUAUUCCUAUAGCAGUAACAGUAAUGUUAAAAAGCCUACAUGCAUGGUUUCUCCACUUAGCAAAAGCAAACAACCAUCACAGAUUGUGACUCCAGGUCUAACAGGAUUAGACAAUUUAGGAAAUACAUGCUUUAUGAACAGUGUUCUUCAAUGUCUUGCUAAUACAAGAGAAUUUCGUGAUUUCUUCUUAGAUGGUCAUUUUCAAUGUGAAAUUAAUAUUGAAAAUCCUUUGGGAAUGGGUGGAAAAUUAGCUGUUGCAUUUGCUGUUCUGUUGAAAGUUCUUUGGUCUGGUACUCAAAAUUCUUAUGCUCCUUCAAAAUUAAAGACAUUGAUAGGAAUGAAAGCAAUUCAGUUCACAGGCUUUGCUCAACAUGAUGCACAAGAAUUUAUGGCUUUUUUAUUAGAUGGAUUACACGAGGAUCUGAAUAGGAUUAAAAAUAAACCUUAUACAGAAAAUAUUGACUCUGAUGGUCGUCCAGAUAAGGUUGUUGCAGAUGAAUCUUGGAGACUUUAUAAGCAAAGAAAUGAUUCUAUUGUUGUUGACAUUUUUCAAGGACAAUAUAAGUCUAAAUUAGUAUGUCCUGUUUGCCAUAAGGUGUCAAUUACAUUUGAUCCUUUUCUAUAUCUCUCCGUCCCACUUCCCAAAAAGAAAAGAGCUCUUCCAAUUUUUUAUUUUUCUAAAGAUCCAUGCUGUCGACCUAUUAAGUAUGUAAUAAUGUUACCUCAAGAUGCAACAGUAGAGGAUUUGAAAGAGAAAGUUUCUCACAGAACAGGAGUUAAUCCAUCAGAUUUACGAGUAUUUGAAGUAUAUAAAAACAAAUUUCACAAAUUUUUUGGAAAAGGCACCAGUUUAUCAUCAGUUACCUUAAAUGAUAUCAUAUUUGUUUUUGAAGUUCUUAGCGAAAAAUUAGCUGGAGAACCAGUCGUUGAGUUUUCUGUUGUUCAGCGUAUUACUAUGCCAUGGCCAGUGUUACGUUGUUCUUAUUGCAAUCGAGAUUGUCCACCAGGUGGAACAAAAUUGAAACGAUGUACAAAUUGUUAUAGAGCUGGCUAUUGUGACCAAACUUGCCAGAAAUAUCAUUGGGUACAACAUAAAAGUCAUUGCAAGUUAACACCUGAAUUUGUUGGCUGUCCUUUUAUUAUAAGUCUACCUAAAUCUAAAGCAACUUUUUCAAAGAUCUGUCAACAAAUGGAAGCAUUUUCAAGGUAUUCUGUUGAUGUAUUUCAACCACCAUUGCAAUUACCUGCUUCUAAUAAAGGAAGUUCAACUUGUACAUCAACCACUUCCUUAAGUGAACAAUCUAGUAAUAUGAAAAAAUCUGACUAUGGUAGUUUAGAUUCUGGAUUGUCGACUUUGAAUCGUAGUAGUUGUAUUUUUUCUUCAACUAAUGAAUUAUCUCUUAAUGAAAGUGAUAAUAUUACACAAGAAUCUGAUUCUGUUCUUAGUUCUGAUGAUUUAACAAUCUGUGCAACAAGAGAUGAAGAAAGCACUCCUCAUAAAGAAUCAACAGUUUCUAUUGAUACUGUUAAUUCGACAGGCUUUAUGAAUUUUGAAAGAUAUGAAAUUGGAAAUAAUGAAGAUUCAAUAGAAAAAGAGAAAGAAAUAGAUGAUGAAAAGGAUCACGUCUCUGAAUUUUCUAAAGAUGAUGAUAACAGUUUAAAUAAUAUAAGUAAUGUUUCAGAAUUAGAAUCAAAAAAUGAACCACUCAUAAGAGUAGUUUUUGGUAAACAGCAAGAUAAUAUUAGUACAACACCUCCCUUAUUUAAUAUUCAUCCAGUUAAUCAGUUUGGUCAAACAUUAGCUGGUGCAGAUGGUGAAAGAUUUAGAGAUAAAGGAGAAGAACCACUUGAUAUUUCAGGAUAUGAUUACUUAGCAAUGGAUUGGAAAAAUAAUGAAAAAAAGCAAAGUUAUGUACUUGUGCAAUCAAAAGAAUUGAAAGAAAUAGAUGAUGAAAAGGAUCACGUCUCUGAAUUUUCUAAAGAUGAUGAUAACAGUUUAAAUAAUAUAAGUAAUGUUUCAGAAUUAGAAUCAAAAAAUGAACCACUCAUAAGAGUAGUUUUUGGUAAACAGCAAGAUAAUAUUAGUAUAACACCUCCCUUAUUUAAUAUUCAUCCAGUUAAUCAGUUUGGUCAAACAUUAGCUGGUGCAGAUGGUGAAAGAUUUAGAGAUAAAGGAGAAGAACCACUUGAUAUUUCAGGAUAUGAUUACUUAGCAAUGGAUUGGAAAAAUAAUGAAAAAAAGCAAAGUUAUGUACUUGUGCAAUCAAAAGAAUUGGAACACGAUUACGAUGAUCAAGAUACAGAUUUUGUUAAAACAGAGCAGUCAGAAGUGACUUUAGGGCAAUGCCUUCAACUAUUUACUGAACCAGAAGUACUUACCCCACAAGAAGCAUGGUAUUGUCCAAGAUGUAAAGAACAUAGAGAAGCAACCAAACAGUUGUCAUUGUGGAGGCUACCUAUAGUGCUUAUUAUACAGUUAAAGAGAUUUUCCUUUAAGAAUCUUAUUUGGAGAGAUAAAAUUGAUAAAAUGGUUGACUUUCCCGUGAGAGGAUUAGAUCUUAGUCCAUAUUUCUGUGGCUCUGUUCCUGGUGUUCCUCCAAUCUACGAUUUAUUUGCUGUCAUUAAUCAUCAUGGAAGCAUUUUAGGAGGUCACUAUACAGCUUAUGCACGAUGUGUCAAUUCACAAAAUACACGUAGAAAUGAAGUGGAUUGGAGACUAUUUGAUGACAGUCGAGUUAUGUAUGUACCAGAAGCUAAUGUAGUCACAAAGUCUGCAUAUAUGCUGUUCUACAGACAACGUGGAGUGCCAUUUACACCAACUAAUUUAUCUUCUUGUACAAAAACUUCUAACAAAGAACAGAAACAAAGGGAAAAUCUUUUAGGACUAGAUAUAGAAUUAGGAAAUGUAUUGGACAGCAACAUUCUUUCAUAUUUGGGAGAAGAAGCAACAGAAAUGGAUACUGUAGAUUGAGUGCAAUUUAAAAUAGAACAAAUUAACUGUGAUAAAGCAUCAUUCAUAUACAAUUUAUUCUUUCUCUAUGAUAAUAUACAAAAUCAUUUGGCACAUCAUCAUGAAAAUAGCACAUCUAAUAUGCAAUAUAUAUUUAUGUUUCUUAAAAAAACCAAAAUGUGUACAGUACUAUGAUAUAUUUCACAGACAGCUUAAUAUUAUAUGUGUUUUUAUUACUUUAAAAAUGUUAUUUAUAUAUAAAUACUGUAUUUACUCGCAUAUAAGAUGAGGUUUUUAUUCAUUUCUCACUGUUUCAAAAACCUAGGUCAUCCUAUACGUGCUUGUGAAGGAUUCUUUGCAUUUUUUUCAAUCAUUUUUGUGAACCGUGUAUUCUCAUCUUUUACUGGAUUCUCACCCUCUGUGAGUAUCCCGUAAAAGAUGCGAAUGCACGGUUAAAAAAAAAAAUACUUUUGUUUUUAAACACCAGAAGGGUGUUUAAAAACAAAAGUAUUUUUUCUGGGUCGUUUGAAUCCUUCUUGUGUAUUGUCAGGAGUAAAGAUGAUUAGCA
Messenger RNA from Centruroides sculpturatus (bark scorpion), 3937 nucleotides. RefSeq names its product ubiquitin carboxyl-terminal hydrolase 19-like. The record is from RefSeq and is a predicted model, not a curated record. Gene Ontology annotation, molecular function: cysteine-type deubiquitinase activity. The transcript has 23 exons. The coding region runs from base 280 to 3390 and encodes 1036 amino acids. Gene Ontology annotation, biological process: protein deubiquitination. Lineage: Eukaryota; Metazoa; Arthropoda; Arachnida; Scorpiones; Buthidae.